UUUGUGUCCACGGCGGCAGACCUGCAGGAACACUUUUGGCAGUUUUGUCUGUGUGUGCCGAGAUGGCUACGUGAUGGGGACAGUCCAGGGCUCGGUGCAGUGUCGAGAUAAGGACGAAUGUUUAAUGGGGUCUCACCGGUGCAGCCGCCAUGCUCAGUGUGUCAACACAGAUGGUUCCUACACCUGUCAGUGUUUGGAGGACUACUUCGGCAACGGACACACCUGCUGGCCCAGGAGAGCCCCACAGUCCAAGGCUGCCAUGUACUUCAACUACAAACUCUCCAAAAGAACCAAACCCAUACAACCUUCAUCUUAGAGCUACUUCUUACAAACCAAAGGGGAAAACCAACAUUAGAGGUUAACUUAAGAGGUGCUCAAGUUAAAACGAUGGUUUACAGACAUG
Epinephelus fuscoguttatus (brown-marbled grouper) is the source of this 403-nucleotide messenger RNA. RefSeq names its product nephronectin-like. Bases 74 to 316 code for a protein of 80 amino acids. Gene Ontology annotation, molecular function: calcium ion binding. NCBI's taxonomy places the organism in Eukaryota, Metazoa, Chordata, Actinopteri, Perciformes, Serranidae. The transcript is spliced from 2 exons. The record is from RefSeq and is a predicted model, not a curated record.